GCUUCCAUGGAACGUGGGAAGUAGUGCUUCUCUUCACGAAGAGAUCCCUUGCAAAGCAAAGUAGGAAACAAAACCAUCGUCGCCGCCUCUCCCGUUACCAUCAGUUGAGUCAACCACGGCCGAUCGUUCAUGGGCGAGCAAACACAGACACAGAUCCAGACCCAGACCCAGACCCAGACCCACGCCCACACUCAUUCGCAAACUCAGUUCCAAACUCAACCGCAGCCACUACUGGUACAGGCACGGACACAGCCUCAACAUGACACAACCGCCGCUCCCCAAACGCAAUCCUCCGCGGAAUUAGCGAAUGUUCCGCCACAGACCGCUCCUCCUCCUUCCAAAAUCUCCCUACGUCCUCGAAAAAUUAGAAAACUCUCUCCGGAAACCGCCGCGGAGCCAAAUUCCUCGGAUAAUUCCACCGCUGGCACAACCCCUAGUAAGCCGACAUCGAGGGCCACCAAAGCCAAAACGAACACGCCGCGAGCUAUAGUUUUCCCAAGAUAUGCUGCUAGAUCGUUGUCUUGCGAGGGCGAAUUAGAAAUCGCAAUCCGUCAUCUGAGAGACGCCGAUCCAUUGCUUGCUUCUCUCAUUGACAUACAUCCGCCUCCGACCCUUGACACCUUCAAUUCUCCUUUUCUUGCCUUAACUCGAAGUAUUCUAUAUCAGCAACUCGCGUUCAAGGCUGGGACUUCGAUCUACACCCGCUUCAUUGCUCUAUGUGGUAGCGAGGCCGGGGUAUUACCUGAUACUGUUCUCGCUUUGACACCACUGCAGCUCCGUCAAAUUGGAGUCUCAGGGCGGAAAGCUAGUUAUCUUCACGAUCUUGCUAAGAAGUACAAGAACGGGAUAUUGUCAGACUCGGCGAUUUUGAAUAUGGAUGACAAGUCGCUCUUUACAAUGCUUACAAUGGUGAAUGGAAUUGGUUCUUGGUCCGUUCAUAUGUUUAUGAUUUUCUCCCUGCAUAGACCGGAUGUGCUUCCAAUCAAUGACCUCGGAGUGCGUAAAGGAGUGCAGUUGCUGUACAAUUUGGAGGAGUUGCCGCGGCCGUCGCAGAUGGACCAGUUGUGCGAGAAAUGGAGGCCAUACCGGUCAGUGGCAUCGUGGUACCUUCGGAGGUUUGUAGAAACAAAGGGUACUCCUUCAAGCGCUGCUGCUGUGGCAGCAGGUGCUGGUAUGCAACUGCAACAGCAGGAUUUGCAGCACCACCAGCAGCAACCGCAGCUUAUUGAUCCAAUUAAUAGCAUUCUCAACCUUGGUUACUGUGCAUCCGUGGAGCUGCUUGAGUGCCUUGACCCCUGAAGAUUCUGGCCUGCAAUUGGGGACCUCAAUGAUGGGUUCUGAGAUGGGUCUGGCAAUCGCAUCAAUUCCGCAUUCUGUGCAAUAAGUGAGAGUGAUCACAACGCAAAGCUGUAGAGUUACUUAUGCAAAAUUUUAGUAGCUGAAAGCUUGGGUAUUUGGCGCCUUACAAGAUGAGUGUUUCGCCUCUUAUCUAGUCAAAUGUAGUGGACAAGACUCUGCUGAAGUUCUGCUUUUCAUUUUUAAAGAUUAUAAUCUUAGCUUGUUAAUAGCCUCUUGUAGGAAAUUAUAGAAUGCAAAGCUACAAUGCUCUCACCUUUGUCUGUUGUGGUGCUGAUUUUGAGUUCUUGAGAUGGGUUUAUAUUCUCGCUGCUGUAAUAUCCAAAUGGAAAUCAAAUAUAUGCAAAGAAAUUGAAACCUAAGAUUAAUUUAUUGAUCUGUUGUUUCUGCGGUUUUGAAAAA
Tripterygium wilfordii is the source of this 1758-nucleotide messenger RNA. RefSeq names its product probable DNA-3-methyladenine glycosylase 2. NCBI's taxonomy places the organism in Eukaryota, Viridiplantae, Streptophyta, Magnoliopsida, Celastrales, Celastraceae. The transcript is spliced from 3 exons. The coding region runs from base 130 to 1299 and encodes 389 amino acids. Gene Ontology annotation, molecular function: DNA-3-methyladenine glycosylase activity; DNA-7-methylguanine glycosylase activity; alkylated DNA binding. Gene Ontology annotation, cellular component: nucleus; protein-DNA complex. Gene Ontology annotation, biological process: base-excision repair, AP site formation; base-excision repair; DNA alkylation repair. The record is from RefSeq and is a predicted model, not a curated record.